Andrographis paniculata is the source of this 2201-nucleotide messenger RNA. RefSeq names its product dnaJ protein homolog ANJ1-like. NCBI's taxonomy places the organism in Eukaryota, Viridiplantae, Streptophyta, Magnoliopsida, Lamiales, Acanthaceae. Gene Ontology annotation, biological process: protein refolding; response to heat. The transcript has 7 exons. Gene Ontology annotation, molecular function: Hsp70 protein binding; ATP binding. Gene Ontology annotation, cellular component: cytosol; cytoplasm. The record is from RefSeq and is a predicted model, not a curated record. The coding region runs from base 151 to 1413 and encodes 420 amino acids.
AGCCGUUUCCUUGCUGACUAGUGUUACAGCCUUUCUUCCCAAUCGUUCUCCCUUCCCGUAGGAUCUCUGCUGCUUCGAUUCAGAAAUCGUACGUCCUCUUAUAAUUCGAUCCAUUCGAGUUGAGUUAGGCAUUUGCGAAUUCGAUUCGAGAUGUUUGGGAGGGCGCCGAGGAAGAGCGACAACAGUAGGUACUAUGAGAUUCUUGGAGUGCCCAAAACAGCGUCGCCUGACGAUCUAAAGAAGGCGUACAAGAAGGCGGCGAUUAAGAAUCAUCCUGACAAGGGCGGUGAUCCUGAGAAGUUCAAGGAGCUUGCUCAUGCUUAUGAGGUUUUGAGUGAUCCCGGGAAACGUGAAAUCUACGACCAAUAUGGAGAGGAUGCACUCAAGGAAGGAAUGGGAGGUGGCGGGGGUAUGCAUGAUCCAUUUGACAUCUUUUCAUCUUUCUUCGGUGGGAGCCCAUUUGGUGGGGGUAGUAGUAGGGGACGAAGGCAAAGGCGUGGAGAGGAUGAUGUUCACCCACUCAAAGUCUCUCUCGAGGAUUUGUAUCUCGGGACCACGAAGAAGCUCUCUCUGUCACGCAAUGUGAUUUGCUCAAAGUGUAGCGGCAAGGGAUCAAAAUCUGGAGCUUCAAUGAAGUGCUCGGGCUGCCAAGGAAGUGGGAUGAAAGUCACGAUACGCCAGCUUGGCCCUGGUAUGAUUCAGCAAAUGCAGCAUCCCUGCAACGAAUGCAAAGGAACUGGAGAGACCAUCAACGAUAAAGACCGAUGCCCUCAAUGCAAAGGUGAGAAAGUUGUUCAGGAGAAAAAGGUGCUAGAAGUCCAUGUCGAGAAGGGCAUGCAAAACGGGCAGAAAAUUACAUUUCCUGGCGAAGCCGACGAGGCGCCCGAUACUGUGACUGGCGACAUCGUAUUCGUGCUUCAGCAGAAGGAGCAUCCGAAAUUCAAGAGGAAGGCGGAAGAUCUUUUCAUCAACCACAGGCUGUCGCUCACGGAGGCCCUGUGUGGCUUCCAGUUUAUAAUCACGCACUUAGACGGGAGGUUGCUUCUCGUCAAAUCACAGCCCGGAGAAGUAGUGAAGCCCGACUCGUACAAGGCGAUCAAUGACGAAGGAAUGCCGGUGUACCAGAGACCGUUCAUGAAGGGCAAACUGUACAUUCAUUUCAACGUGGAUUUCCCCGAUUCCCUAAGUCCGGAUCAAGUUGAGGCCCUGGGGAAUAUACUUCCGGCAAAGCCUCAGUCGCAGCUGACGGACAUGGAGCUGGAUGAAUGCGAGGAGACGACGCUGCACGAUGUGAACAUCGAGGAGGAGAUGAGGAGGAAGCAGUCGCAGUAUCAGGAGGAGGCCUACGACGAGGAUGAAGAUAUGCGCGGCGGAGGAGGAGGAGCUCAAAGGGUGCAGUGCGCGCAACAGUAGUAGUAGUAAGUAAAGAUCAAUAAUGUGUGUAGAGGCAAAGAUGAAAACACAGAUAAUCUACCCUUGAUGAUGAAUGAUGGUCAGAAAUAAAUCCUCUCAUCAAAGUCACCAAUUCAUUAUCAUCAGCCUACAAUCCAAUCAUCUCUCGGGAAUAUUUCAUGUCAUGCAAUCCUCAAUGGGAUGAACAGGACUUUGGUUUGGACUUGUUAACGUAAAGUUAUGGGUUUAAAUUUCAAUUAAAUUCCAAUGCUAUAUAUAGUUUACCUAAGUUCUUGUCGAAUUUAAUUUGUAGAUUAUUAAGUUCAAUCAAAAAUUUAUCCAGAAUCCACCUAAAGUUGUAGGUUCUAUGUUAUCAAAAAAAAAAAAAAAAAAAAACAAUACUAGUGUUGUUUAAAGAUAAUUGGAUUUUGAGGUUGAAAUUUUUAAUAAUAUUUUAAAUUUGAAUAGUUGUGUAACAUGUAAUCACGAUAACUUAGAAAAACCCUUUAAAGUGUUUAUCACAAAGUUUUUGCAUGGGAAUAUUUCCCAUAGGCUCACAGCUAGCUGUUUCACAUCCAACAUGCAUAGAAUAGAACCAAAUGAAAAAUAGCAUCAAAUUCCAUAAUAACAACGAGCAGUGAUCCAAAAUAAUUAUAUACACUGUAGACGAUAGAAUGCACUUAGGUGGACAAUGAUGAUAUUUCUCAUUCUCAUCGCCACAUGUAAGUUUUUUUUAACUUAACAAAGACUAUAGAUCAUCAAAUAACUUUCACUCGUGUUAAGAGGAAGUUAGUUAUUCAGAUCAAAAG